AUGACAGAAGUAAUACCUUCGUUCUCACAGCAGCAGCAACAGCAGCAACCACAUCAGCAGCAGCAGACUGGCCCUUUAACCCGCUCAGCCAUGUCUGCUGCGAUGUUGGCAGGAGGGGGAAGCACACCGUCCACAUCUUCGUCCAUAAGAACAGCCGUCGGAGGCGGAGAGUCAGCAUCAAUACCGGCUGCAAGGGCCACAUCGACAAGACAAGACACUCACAUUGUGACCUCAGCUCCUCUUUUACCCUCUGGCCCUGCCCAUUCUACUCGUGGCUCUUCUUCUUUUUCUUCCUCUUCGCACGGGCAUAUUUUUCAGCUCGGCAGCGGGCCAAUAACUAGAAAGCGAGCGGCGUCCAUUAACACGGAGGAAGCCAACAACCAUUCACGGAUCGAAAGCUUGACCCUUCAGACACCUACAAGCAAUCCCAGUUCUUUUCACGGUGACCGUGUUCCAGAGGACAACGGUUCUGGACAGGAUCUUGUCUGUCUUUGCGCACCUCCACUGAAGAUUCCAAGACCAAGAAACGCUUUUAUACUCUAUCGCCAAGCCCAUCAAGCGACGAUUGUUCAACAAAAUCCUGGUCUCGCCAACCCGGAUAUUUCCAAGAUCAUUGGCGAGAACUGGAAGGCUGAGCCAGAAGAGUCCAAAAACAGGUGGAAAGAGCUGGCAGAGGCGGAAAAGCUGCGGCAUCAGACACAGUUUCCAGGCUAUCGAUAUCAGCCGAGAAGAGGAAACAAGAGUGGUGCUCCAUCAGGUAGAACAACUGCGCCAGGGCAAGAUCCACACAAGUGUCCAAACUGUGGAGGAAGAUACAUUGCCACUCCGAGAACACCAUCUACGCCAUUCAUGACUCCCACGGCGGCGAAACAGCCCCCUUUUCCAGGCGGAGGAGGCCAUACACCACCUCCGGGCUACCCUCGCCACCAGCAACCUCCACCGACGCCUGCUUCGGCAAGAGGAGCCGCUCGACCUCAAUGGGGACCACAAGGAAGUGGUGCCAACCUGUACGAUAUUCGUGAACACUACGAGGAUGCUUAUUCUCCGUCGGAAGCCAAGCGUAGGAGGUACAAUGCAGCAGGAAGCUACCAAAACUACCAUUCCCUACCAUCACCCCCUCCUCCACUACCUCAUUCAUACCCCGGGCCUCCCAGGGGGUCUGUGUCUCGAGCUUCGAUGAGCAUGAGUAGUUCGCCCACACCGGGUUACGGGCCUCCGCAACUGCCGGGUCCAUCUUCCAUGCUUGCUCGUGUCAGCCCAGGACCGAGCCCACUGUCAGGAGGUAGCAUCACGGGUAGUAUGGCUCCUCCACCCGUUCCCAGAGCCCCAAGUUUGUUGUUGUCCAUGUCAUCUCCGUACGGCCCUCCUUCACACCAAUACCCGCCACCGCCACCACAACAUCAAACAUACCUACACCAAUCCCAACAGCAACGCACGGGCUCAUUGUCGUCUGUUCUCUCCGGCGGUGCUUCCCAACCUCCAACUGGUGGUGAGUUUGACGAGUCCCUCCGCCUGCCUCCCCUCCAUCUGUCGACUUCAACGAGUAAUCCUUCUACUUCUCGAAUUCCAACCUCCCCAGACAAUGAGUCCGAAAUUGGAAGUGCCUACCCUUCCAGCACUAAAACCGCAUUCUAUUCUUCCCACCCACCUUCUGCCUUUUCUGGUCCCCAAAGCAACACCCGUCAAGACUCCAAGGAGGAGGAAGCCGCCCGACACAGCGUGGAAGCGAUGGUAAUGUCCAUUUCAUACAUCAACAAGCUCCGAGUUCUGGAACGAAUUUCUCCUCCUUUGGGUUCAGAUACCCAGAGAACUCGGAAGAAGAGGCGAGGCCCUAUAAUUGCUGUGGAAGGGGUUGAUCUGUCUUUGAUGAAGCUUGUAGGCGGUGUCAUCGAGCGUGCCCUGCGCCAGGAAAGAGGCGAGAACUGGGAUAUCAUGACAUGGAACGCCGCCGAUGACGAAUCGUCCGACGACGGGACAACAAAAGAGCGAACCGGUAGCUUCUCCAGCAGGGAAAGCAACGCCAGCAGCUCCAAGGUCGUCCUCGGCUCCAGAGCCGGUAGCACAACGCCGGUUCCGUUCCGCCAACCAUCCGACUCUAGCCCGUUCGAGACAUACCUCCGCACCAUCACAAAGUGGCACGCCAAAUCGAACGAGAUUGUCUCGUUUGUCACUUCCCCGCAGGGCUCCUCCCCGUCGGCGAGCCACCCCUCGUCGGAUACCGAGUCGAUGACGCCCACCCCUCGACACCGGCAUCCUCUGCCUAGUCAUGCGUCAUCCCCAAAGGUGCCCAUCGCGCUUCUUCCUAGCGGGUUUAGCUUGACGCUGUCGGAUAAGUUUGCUUGUCAAACACCCAUUAGUGAUUCAUAUGCGCCGGUGGAUCACUGGCAGUGGAUGGCUACGCUUUGGAGGGGCGUUGCUGGGGCGGAUUUGGUGGUUUAUGUCAAGGGGAUUUAUCAGCAGCAGCAUCAGCAGCAGCAUCAGUCGUCGAACUUCUCGCCGAAGGAGCAGCAGCAACAGGGGGGAGGUGUGGAGAUCAAGGCUGGGGGGUUGAUUGCGGUCAAGAUUCCUGUUUUGAUGUCUCAGGAGGGGGGGAGCAGUAGUCAGGGGGAGCAGCAGCAGGUUGUGGUUGAUGAGAAGAUUGAGAGGAGGCUUGGGUUUGAGGUUGUGGAGUGGGUUAGGGGAGGGAGUUGGCUGGGACAAGGAGGGCAGCAGCAGCAGGGGGAGGCGAUGGAGUUUUAG
Molecule: messenger RNA, 2739 nt
Organism: Podospora pseudopauciseta
Lineage: Eukaryota; Fungi; Ascomycota; Sordariomycetes; Sordariales; Podosporaceae
Gene: RFG1
Product: slightly ste11-like protein
Exons: 2
Coding region: 1-2739 (912 amino acids)
Biological process (GO): anatomical structure morphogenesis; regulation of transcription by RNA polymerase II; cell differentiation
Molecular function (GO): DNA-binding transcription factor activity, RNA polymerase II-specific; RNA polymerase II cis-regulatory region sequence-specific DNA binding
Source: RefSeq, a predicted model, not a curated record